AGUAUCGAAUCGAACAUCAUGAUGACCGGACGAGUCGCUCUCGGGUUGUUGUUCAUAUCUAUUGUCGCCUUGGCAGAAGGUGCUAGAAUAUUAACCGUCUUGCCGCUGGGAGGUAAAUCGCACGACAUCAUAGGAACUGCCUUCGGAAAGGUUCUUGCCGAUGCUGGCCACGAUGUGACUGUGAUAACGGCCUUUGCUUCUAAGAAACCACCGAAGAAUUACCGGGAAAUCGUGCUAACUGGAUUAGUGGAAAAAGCCAUGCAAGGUCAAUUUGCUUUCAACUUUUUUGAAAUGCGAGGUGGAAUCACGACUUCUUUUUUAAUGUUGGUGAUGAUGUACGGAAUGAUGCCUGACAGGAUGUUCGAGUUGGCAAUGGAGCAUCCGAACCUUGUAAGUCUUAUGAAAUCCGACGAAAAGUUCGACGUUGUUCUGCUGGAGUCCUUCGUAGCGGAACAGUUUUAUGGAUUGGCGCAGCACUUCGAUGCCCACCUGAUCACCUUUUCCGCAUUUGGAAACUCACUAUGGACCAACAACCUAGUCGGAUGUCCUCAUCCGACGUCGCACUUGGCACAUUUUUCGCUCAGCUAUACCGAUCGCAUGACAUUUUGGGAACGGUUCAUAAACACUGCCUUCACUGAGUUCGAUCGGAUCUACUAUAACUGGAUCUAUUUGCCGAGACAAAAGAAAUACUACGAUUUAGCGUUCCCCAAUGCUAAACAAAGUUUCGAACAGCAGAUGAAGAAUGUUUCCCUAGUUUUUCUGAACCAACACUUCACACUUAGCAGUCCUAGACCAUAUCCACCCAACAUGAUCGAAGUAGGAGGGAUUCAAAUCGAUGAUCCAAAACCGUUACCGAAGGACUUACAAACGUAUCUUGAUGAAGCCACAGAGGGAGUUGUCUAUUUCUGUAUGGGCUCCAACAUAAAAUCAAAGGAUCUCCCUCCUGUGAAGCGCGACGCCUUCCUGAAAGCGUUCGGGAAACUCAAGCAGCGUGUUUUAUGGAAGUUCGAGGACGAAAAUCUUCCAAACAAACCAGCAAAUGUGAAAAUCAGCCCCUGGGUUCCCCAGAGUGACUUGUUGGCCCACCCGAACGUGAAACUGUUCAUUACACAUGGAGGUAACCUCGGUACGACGGAAUCUUUGUACCACGGCAAACCAAUGGUGGGCAUACCUAUCUUCGGAGACCAAAUGAUGAACAUUGAAAAGUCUGUGCGGGCUGGAUACGCGUUGCGGCUCGAUUUCGAUGAUAUCAACGAGGAAACGGUGGGGCGAUCUAUCAACACGGUACUGAACGAUCCGUCAUACGCAAGAAAUGCGAAAUUAGUAUCAGACCGGUUGCGAGAUCAACCGAUGACUCCGCGGCAAACUGUCGUUUACUGGGUGAACUAUAUACUGCGACACGGUGGAGCGCCACAGCUACGUUCACCCGCAAUGGAAUUAUCAUAUUUACAGUACAAUUCACUCGAUGUGUACGCCGUUAUGCUGCUGAUAUUGGUGGCUGUUGUGGCAUUCAAUGUGUUCAUCGUGAAGAAGUUAUACCGGAAAGUGUUCCGAAAAAACUGCCCGGCAGGUGGAAAAAAGAAAAAAGCCUAAUAAG
This is a messenger RNA of Wyeomyia smithii (pitcher-plant mosquito), 1597 nucleotides long. RefSeq names its product UDP-glycosyltransferase UGT5-like. Bases 19 to 1593 code for a protein of 524 amino acids. Gene Ontology annotation, molecular function: UDP-glycosyltransferase activity. The transcript is spliced from 2 exons. The record is from RefSeq and is a predicted model, not a curated record. Lineage: Eukaryota; Metazoa; Arthropoda; Insecta; Diptera; Culicidae.